AUGAUCGAGCCCGUUGGGAAUCAGUACGUCGUGGCCAGGCCAGUGUAUUCCUCAAAUGGUUUUGCGGAAGAACAUAAAAGGAAGGAAAGACGUCAUAAGACAGUUCUGGAUCAUCUCAAAUUGUGCUGUAGAUGUUCCUCCAAAAAGGCCAAGAAGAUUCUCCUCUCUUUUCUACCCAUAGCAUCUUGGUUACCAGGGUACCGGCUGAAAGAAUGGCUCCUCAGUGACAUAGUUUCUGGGAUCAGCACAGGGCUGGUGGCUGUCUUGCAAGGUUUGGCGUUUGCGCUGCUGGUCAAUAUCCCCCCAGCCUAUGGGCUUUAUGCGGCAUUUUUCCCAGCCAUAGUCUACUUUUUCUUUGGUACUUCUAAACACAUAUCUGUGGGUCCGUUUCCGGUUCUGAGCAUGAUGGUGGGUGCAGCAGUAAUGAGACUAGCCCCAGACGGUCCAGAUGGCUCACCCAACAACGGCACAGACGACACACUCACGCAGAAGAGAAUAACGGCGGCUGCGUCAGUCACAUUCCUUGCUGGAAUCAUCCAGUUGGCCUUUGGACUUCUACGGAUUGGGAUUGUGGUGGUCUACCUCUCUGAGUCCUUGAUCAGUGCCUUCACCACCGCGGCCGCCCUCCAUGUCGUCGUGUCCCAACUCAAGUUCAUGCUGCAGCUGACAGUCCCCGCACACAGUGAUCCAUUUUCGUUCUUCAAAGUCCUGGAGUCCAUAUUCACACAAAUACAGAAGACCAAUAUUGCAGACCUUGUGACAUCCCUAAUCAUUCUCGUGAUUGUAUUCAUCUUUAAAGAAAUCAACCAGCGCUUCAAAUCCAAACUCCCAGUGCCCAUUCCCAUCGAACUCAUUGUGACUGUGAUCGCAGCAGGUGUGUCCUACGGCUGUGACUUCGAAAAGAGGUUUGGCGUGGCUGUGAUUGGGACCAUGGAGAAGGGAUUCCAAACACCUACUGCCCCUGAUGCUCAGGUUUUCCAGGAUGCCAUAGGAGAUGGCUUCUCCAUUGCAAUCGUAGGCUUUGUUGUGGCCUUCUCCGUAGCCAGUGUCUAUUCCCUCAAAUAUGAUUAUGCGAUCGAUGGCAGUCAAGAGUUAAUAGCCUUUGGAUUGGGUAACAUAGUGGCCGGAGCAUUCAGAGGAUUCGCUGGAAGCACCGCUCUCUCAAGGUCAGCGGUUCAAGAGAGCACAGGAGGCAAAACCCAGAUUGCUGGAAUCCUGUCUUCUGUCGUUGUGUUAAUUGUCAUCCUAGCCAUUGGGUUUCUUCUGCAACCACUACAAAAGUCUGUGCUGGCAGCCCUAGCGCUUGGAAAUUUGAAGGGAAUGCUGAUGCAGUUUGCUGAGAUAGGCAGACUGUGGAAGAAAGACAAAUACGAUUGCUUAAUUUGGAUCAUGACCUUCAUCUUUGCCAUUGUGCUGGGACUCGGAUUAGGUCUGGCAGCAAGCGUGGCAUUUGAGCUCCUCACCAUCGUAUUCAGGACCCAGUUUCCAAAAUGCACCACCUUGGCUAACAUUGGAAGGAGCAACAUCUAUAAGAAUAGAAAAGACUAUUCUGAUAUGUAUGAGCCAGAAGGAGUGAAGAUCUUCAGAUGCCCAGCUCCUAUCUACUUUGCAAACAUUGGUUUCUUCAAGCACAAACUGAUUGAAGCUAUUGGCUUCAGUCCACUCCGAAUUCUACGCAAGCGCAACAAAGCUUUGAAGAAAAUCCGAAAGCUGCAGAAGCAAGGUCUGCUACAAGUGACACCAAAAGGAUUCAUAUGUACCGUCGAUGGUAUCAAGGAUUCUGACGACGAAGAACUGGACAACAAUCAGAUCGAACAGCUGGAUCUGCCCAUCGACACCAGCGACCUGCCCUUCCAGAUCGACUGGAAUGCUGACCUUCCUCUCAACAUCGUGGUCCCCAAAAUCAGCCUCCACAGCCUCAUCCUCGAUUUCUCAGCAGUGUCAUUUCUUGAUGUGUCUUCCAUGAGAGGCCUCAAAACGAUCUUGAAAGAAUUUUCCAGGAUCCAGGUGGAUGUGUAUAUUGUUGGAACUGAUGAUGAGUUCAUCGACAAGCUUGCUCAGUGUCAGUUUUUUGAUGAUGAAGUCAAGGACUCAAUGUUUUUCUUAACAAUCCAUGAUGCUAUUUUGCACAUCAUGAUGAAGAAGGAUUACAGUGCCUCCAAGUUUAAUCAGGAAAAAGAACCCAAAUUUGAUUUUACCAUAAAUACAAAUGGAGGAUUACGUAAUCGGGAUUAUCAGUCUUCAUAA
Molecule: messenger RNA, 2247 nt
Organism: Ochotona curzoniae (black-lipped pika)
Lineage: Eukaryota; Metazoa; Chordata; Mammalia; Lagomorpha; Ochotonidae
Gene: SLC26A3
Product: solute carrier family 26 member 3
Exons: 20
Coding region: 1-2247 (748 amino acids)
Biological process (GO): transmembrane transport
Cellular component (GO): membrane
Molecular function (GO): secondary active sulfate transmembrane transporter activity; bicarbonate transmembrane transporter activity; oxalate transmembrane transporter activity
Source: RefSeq, a predicted model, not a curated record